AUGAAUCCCCAGGUGGAGCACCUGGUCAAGAAGACAUGGGACAAAUUCUGCUCCACCCCAGAUGACACCCGCUUAAUGAUUGCCGUCAGCGGUAUCCCAGGCUCCGGCAAAACAGCCUUAGCCAAUACAAUGACCACUCAACUGAACAAAAUCUAUGCCUCCAAAAACCCCUCCUCCCCUCCAAUCGCUGCCGCAAUUCCAAUGGACGGCUACCAUUUAACCCGCGCCCAACUCUCCGCGAUGCCAGACCCCGCACAUGCAUUCGCGCGCCGCGGCGCCGCAUUCACUUUCGAUGGAGAAAAGUUCCUAGCAUUAGUGCAAGCACUGCGGGAACCCGUUUCGACGAAAUCAACUGCUGUAUACGCGCCUAGUUUCGAUCAUGCGGUUAAGGAUCCGGUGGAUGACGAUAUUGCUAUUCCGGCGACGUGUCGGGUAAUUUUUUUCGAGGGCAAUUAUUUGAGUCUUAAUAAGGAGCCGUGGAAUUUAGCCGCGGGGCUGAUGGAUGAAUUGUGGUUUGUGGAUGUGGAUUUUGAGAUUGCGAGGUCGAGGUUGAUUAAGAGACAUGUUUUGGCGGGGAUUGCGAGUGAUGAGGUUGAGGCGGAUAAGAGGGUGAGAGAGAAUGAUUUGGUUAAUGGUGAGGAAAUUGUCAAUUAUAGAUUACCGGUUCUGGAGAUUGUUUCGAGUAUCUAUGAUCCGACGUGGGAGAAGUCAUAG
This is a messenger RNA of Penicillium malachiteum, 714 nucleotides long. RefSeq names its product kinase-related protein. Lineage: Eukaryota; Fungi; Ascomycota; Eurotiomycetes; Eurotiales; Aspergillaceae. Gene Ontology annotation, cellular component: cytoplasm. The coding region runs from base 1 to 714 and encodes 237 amino acids. The record is from RefSeq and is a predicted model, not a curated record. The transcript is spliced from 2 exons. Gene Ontology annotation, molecular function: kinase activity; ATP binding.